This is a messenger RNA of Lachnellula hyalina, 2223 nucleotides long. It is a transcript of the gene arg2, whose product is annotated as Amino-acid acetyltransferase, mitochondrial. Gene Ontology annotation, biological process: L-arginine biosynthetic process. The coding region runs from base 1 to 2223 and encodes 740 amino acids. Gene Ontology annotation, molecular function: arginine binding; L-glutamate N-acetyltransferase activity, acting on acetyl-CoA as donor. The transcript has 3 exons. Gene Ontology annotation, cellular component: mitochondrial matrix. The record is from RefSeq and is a predicted model, not a curated record. NCBI's taxonomy places the organism in Eukaryota, Fungi, Ascomycota, Leotiomycetes, Helotiales, Lachnaceae.
AUGAUAUUGCAAAAUAUAGCUUGGAAAAAGAGCAAAGGAGUGGCUGGUCAUAAUGUACAAUGCUGGGCAAAGCGUCGAAGACACAUCGAGGCUUUCCAUGAAGAUGGCAAGCGUGGAUUUGCUACGGAGAGACUAUCCGCUAGUCAAUUGAGAGAGGAAAUGGCAAAAGAGCAUGUCAAAGAUCUAUCUAACAAACAGAAAGCGAGGCAAGAAGCCAGGGCGGUAGACAAAGACUUUUUUAUGUCAGUUCUAAACUCAUCGGCGACGAAAAGAGACGCAAAGGCAUAUAUACAACGUUUCACUCCUGCGAAGGAGUCGCCGAAGCCUCCCACAACGAACCCUGCGGCCACCGAGCAGAGAACUCAACCAUCACAAGGUAAUGGUGUCAAUCUCGGGGGAUUCUAUGGACCUGCUUCGGUCGUGGGGAGCCCGCAAUUUCUACAGCAUCCUCAUAAACAGACCAGUUCCUUGGUGGGCCCUCGACUUCAUGUUGCGUUGGUCAAGAUUAGAGCCCCCCAGACUUUGGACGAUGACACUCUCAAUGGCGUGGGAAGAACAUUGUCACAACUUGCACGGCUGGGAUUACUAAGUGUGGUGGUGGUUGAUUGUAAUCGAGUUCCAGAAUCUACCCCAGAUCCCACUUGGCGAUCAGUAGCAACAGCCCAGGCAAAUCGAAUCGUGGCAGCGAUCGAUUCGGAAGGAGUAACAGAAGCAAGAUUAGUCGACAACGUCAUAGGAGUAUAUGAGGAUUCUGAAAAGCCACGAUACGGAGCUCAUACACCCGUUACAACGCAUGUCACUCUCCGCGAAUUGAUGAUGACCCCUCUAAGACGUGGUGUUAUUCCGGUCAUACCUUCUUUAGGCUAUACCGAUAUUACUCAAACUGCAGUUCCAAUCUUAGCUAGCGAUGCUGUACUUGCCCUUACAAGGGAGCUCGCAGGACUUCCUACCCAGACUUGUCCCGAUGAAAACCCAGAAGAGGUUAGGGAAAGAUUACAAACUCGUCGCGCUCAGGUCUCCCUCGAUCGUAUCAUCAUAUUGGACCCUCUUGGGGGAAUCCCAACAUCUAAUCGUCCGAAUGGCUACCAUGUCUUCUUGAAUAUGGAACAAGAAUUCGAACCCGCGAAGAAAGAUUUGCUAAAGGGGGUCGAAAAGAACACGGCUGAAGCUUCUCUGCAAGGUCAAUUCAAGCAAAACCAUGUUUCUGACCUUGGUUUAAGCAAUCCCUUUUCAAGGUUUGUAGAAACAGAAUUUGGGUGCCCAAAGCCUACUCCGCAGACGGCGGCUCCAGAACCAGAUGCUACGAUGACACCAAAGCCAGAGAACAAGUAUCAUCUUCAGAACCUCGAAUUGGUCCGUUCUGUACUUUCAAUGCUACCACCUAGCUCAUCAGCAUUGUUGACUACUCCGGACGAGGCGGCGAACGCCGGCAAGAAAACUCCUUUCCGAGCUGGAGGUGUAGGCACGCGACGACACCGGAAUCCCUUAAUUCAUAACCUACUCACUGACAAGCCGGGGUUUUCAUCAUCACUACCAAUGGGCCGCUUAGGUCAAACAAAACCAAUGAUGGGGGAUGACCCCUCCACUCUAGCUGCAAGCAUUACUCCAACAACUUUCGCAAAACACGGAAUGCAUAUCACCAUAUUUCCUGAUCCGAAACUUGCGCCUUGGGAGCCACCACUGUCUGAAAAGCAACAUAUAAAGUUGACAGACUCAUAUAUCGAUCUCCCUCGUCUGGUCCAUCUAAUAAAUGAUUCUUUUGGCCGAACACUUGAUGUCAAAGAAUAUCUCAAGCGUGUGAAUGGCCGUAUUGCCGGGGUUAUCAUUGCUGGCGAAUAUGAAGGCGGGGCUUUAUUAACGUGGGAAACGCCGCCAGGCGUACCUGAUGAUGGGAGUCCUGAAAGCAGGGCCAGGAUGGUGCCAUAUCUAGACAAAUUUGCGGUCUUGAAAAAAUCUCAAGGAUCUGGGGGAGUUGCGGAUGCUGUAUUUACAGCCAUGGUGCGAGAUUGCUUCCCAAAUGGUGUGGUAUGGAGGUCAAGAUCUACGAAUGUGGUCAAUAAGUGGUACUUUGAGAGAUCUAGAGGGACUUGGCAAUUGACCAAUACGGGUUGGACAAUGUUCUGGACAACUCGUGAUAUGGAUAAACAGACCUUCCUUGAUUAUGAGGCUGUAUGCCGUGGAAUCGAACCUUCGUGGGCCGAUGGCAAGUCAAUACUAGAUUAA